AUGUCCGCAUUAACCAUCGUCCUAACCACCCAAUACCCAGUCCCCGUCCUGAAACAAGCCUACACCCUCCUCACCCCCCUCCUCACCACCCUCCUAGAAACCGACACCGAGCUCGCCCUGAUCAUCAGCCGCCUCCGUCCAAAGCCCACAAACAACGAGCACGCCCUCCUCUUCUACAAAAGCAUCCUCUUCCGCCGCGAGCUCUUCGCCCUGUGGACAGCCCUCCACGACGAAUACGACAUGCCGCUUUCCGACAUCUCCGGGAUAAACAAGCUCUUCAUCGACCGGGAACGCCAGCACACCGACUCCAGACUCAAGAAUCUCGACUUAGAUCUGGUGGAUAGUUAUGAGCAUUGGCAGGAUGUGAGGAUGGGGAAGAGGGAGAGUGGUGAGGGUUUGGGACCGGAGGAUAUGGGUAUUGAUCUGACCAUAGUCAAGCAUGCUUUUUGUUUGUAUGAGGGGGAGAUGGAGGUGCAGAUUGGGAAUGUUCUUGCGGCGUAUGCUUCUGCUUUUGCUAUCUAG
This is a messenger RNA of Aspergillus mulundensis, 522 nucleotides long. RefSeq lists its product as uncharacterized. The record is from RefSeq and is a predicted model, not a curated record. Lineage: Eukaryota; Fungi; Ascomycota; Eurotiomycetes; Eurotiales; Aspergillaceae. The coding region runs from base 1 to 522 and encodes 173 amino acids. The transcript has a single exon.